UGUUGGUGAGAACUGUACACGAUCUUUGAGGUUUGAUAUGUGACACGUCAGGUGGCAGGGGGCUUAUUCAGCCGUGCCUUGGCUUAUUGUUAAAGUGUUUCAUAACGAGGAGGGAAUUCGUGUAUCAAUGUAAUGGACUUGCAAUAAAGUAAAAGGAAAUCGUCUCUCCUCUGCAGAUUUGUGAGUUGUCCAGCACCCCUGAUUCAGCUUUGAUUUGUUUCAGCUAUGUCAUCCCAGAAGGCAUGCCAGCACUGUGGCUGCAGCGAAAUCGAUAGGGAUCCAGCACGUGGAGACGCCGUGUGUACCAACUGCGGAUCCGUCCUCGAAGACACCAUCAUAGUGUCAGAGAUUCAGUUUGAAGAAAAUGCUCACGGAGGGUCAAGGGCCAUCGGACAACUCGUUAGCUCAGACGGUACCGGUGGUCGAACUCUAGGUCUCUAUCAAGGGAAGGAGUCUAGGGCAAUUACUUUACAGAAUGCACGACGGAAAAUAGUGCAGGUGGCGGAGAGGUUGAGGCUGAAUCAACAUUGCAUCGACACAGCCUUCAACUUUUACAAGAUGGCUUUAACGCGUCACCUGACACGCGGACGACGCAACUCUCACGUUGUGGCAGCGUGCAUUUACAUGGUGUGUCGCAUCGAAGCAACUCCCCACAUGUUGUUGGACUUGAGUGACAUAGUUCAAGUGAACGUCUAUGAUUUGGGCAAGACAUUCUUACGACUCUCAAGUGCCCUUUGUAUCAACAUUCCAGCCAUUGAUCCCUGCCUGUACAUAGUACGUUUUGCUCAUCAUUUGGAAUUUGGGGAGAAAACGCACCAAGUGUCCAUGACAGCCCUGCGCAUGGUACAACGCAUGAAACGGGAUUGGAUGCAUACGGGACGUCGUCCGUCUGGUCUUUGCGGGGCAGCCUUGGUGGUGGCGGCCAGGCUGCACGACUUCCAUCGCACAGUCAAGGAUUUGGUUCGGGUUGUCAAGGUCUGCGAGACAACCAUUAGGAAAAGGUUGACAGAGUUUGGUGAAACCCCUUCGAGUCGCCUCACAUUGGAAGAAUUUAUGACAAUAGACCUAGAGGAAGAACAAGAUCCUCCUUGCUUCAAGGCAGCACGAAGGGUUCCUCCAGUUACGGCUACACGGGAGAUAUCCAAGUUGCAGAAACAAAUUGAGAGAGCUCUCGAGGACAGGAGGGCAAAAGUGCGAGGACGUUUUGCCCGAUACGCUCAAGAGAGUCAACGAGAGGAGCAAGAAAUAUCUGAGAGUUUCAUCAUGGGCGAGACACUAAGCACAAUCACAGAAUGUGUUGGGACCCAGCGACCCACAGCUGCUGCUCUGGGUCUCAAAGAAAGUAUUGAAGAAUGUAUGAGGAUAAGAGAUAAACUAGAAGUAGUGGAAGAAAGUGGGGAACUAGAUCUGGAAGGGCUGGACGAGGAGGAAUUAGAUUCUUACAUAAUGACGGAUGCCGAAGUAAAGCUCAAGACAAAAUUUUGGACGACUCACCAUGCAGAGUACCUAAAGGAGCUCAAAGAAAAACAAGAUAGAAAAGCUGAGGAAAGUGAAAGUAGCAAGCCUGAGCCAAAAAAGCGGAAACGACGCAAGAAGCCCAACCUCCAGGCCAAUACAGCGGGUGAAGCCAUAGAAAAAAUGCUGCAGGAAAAACGCAUCUCGAGCAAAAUUAAUUAUGAUGUGUUGAGAAGCUUGUCAGACGACCAACAACAGGCCUCAAGGACAGCUGAAGACUCGAGGUUGAAGAAGGUGAAGAAGGCUCCUCCCACCCAACAGCUAUCUUCCUUGAUAUCCACUAUUAAGUCCAUUGCACAGAGCCAACCCGAGGAGGAGAAGAAAGACAACGAUGAGCCACAACAAGCUGCAAUUGAGCAAAGACUCGUUGCAGAUGAUGAUGAUGAUGAUGAUUUUGAUGAGCAGCAGUUGAGCGUAGCACAGCUUUUGGGACAGCAUCGAGGGGAACAAGUAGAGGAGUACUAUGUGGAGGACGACUACUUAGAAGACUAGUUAUUAUCCAUCCUCGCUAUAUGAUUAAUAAAUUUUCUUUCUGCUA
Messenger RNA from Ornithodoros turicata, 2053 nucleotides. It is a transcript of the gene Brf, whose product is annotated as transcription factor IIIB 90 kDa subunit-like. Gene Ontology annotation, cellular component: transcription factor TFIIIB complex; nucleus; transcription preinitiation complex. NCBI's taxonomy places the organism in Eukaryota, Metazoa, Arthropoda, Arachnida, Ixodida, Argasidae. The record is from RefSeq and is a predicted model, not a curated record. Gene Ontology annotation, molecular function: TBP-class protein binding; RNA polymerase III general transcription initiation factor activity; RNA polymerase III type 3 promoter sequence-specific DNA binding. The transcript is spliced from 15 exons. Gene Ontology annotation, biological process: transcription by RNA polymerase III; DNA-templated transcription initiation; transcription preinitiation complex assembly. The coding region runs from base 226 to 2007 and encodes 593 amino acids.